Molecule: messenger RNA, 1154 nt
Organism: Phalaenopsis equestris
Lineage: Eukaryota; Viridiplantae; Streptophyta; Magnoliopsida; Asparagales; Orchidaceae
Product: ATP-dependent Clp protease proteolytic subunit 6, chloroplastic
Exons: 9
Biological process (GO): protein quality control for misfolded or incompletely synthesized proteins
Cellular component (GO): endopeptidase Clp complex
Molecular function (GO): serine-type endopeptidase activity; ATPase binding; ATP-dependent peptidase activity
Source: RefSeq, a predicted model, not a curated record
AUAGGCAAGUUAAUUCACACAAGCCCUAACCCCCACCCUCUUCCGCCCCCGCUGUUCGCCGUCAGCGAUCGCAACGGCCGCUACUUCCGCCUCUGUUACGUGGAACUCAUGACGUCGAUGUCGGUCGCUGUCGCUUCAUUUUCCUAUUUUUGUCCAAGACUUUCUUCCAGGAACCUCGUCAAGGGCCCCUCUACAGUCUUCGAGAAUGGUGGCGGAAAGUUUGGUGGGUUGCAUUGCUCGUGCAUCAAGCUGAAUGAACAGGUUUACAAUUGCAGAACAAGGCGUGUUCCCAUUAUUGAAGCGAGAAAGGGGAACCCACCUAUAAUGCCAGCAGUUAUGACCCCAGGAGGGCCUCUUGAUCUUUCAUCUAUAUUAUUCCGCAACCGCAUAAUCUUCAUAGGGCAGCCUGUGAAUUCUCAAGUAGCUCAACGUGUUAUAUCUCAACUUGUAACACUUGCAGCUGUUGAUGAGGAUGCUGAUAUUUUGAUAUAUUUGAAUUGCCCUGGUGGAAGCACUUACUCAAUAUUAGCAAUCUACGAUUGCAUGUCAUGGAUUAAGCCCAAGGUCGGAACUUUAUGCUUUGGAGUAGCUGCUAGCCAGGGAGCGCUGCUUCUUGCUGGAGGUGAAAAGGGAAUGCGUUAUGCCAUGCCAAAUGCUAGAAUUAUGAUACAUCAACCACAAUCUGGAUGUGGGGGCCAUGUGGAGGAUGUGAGAAGGCAAGUUAAGGAAGCAGUUCAAUCUCGUCAUAAAAUAGAUAAAAUGUAUGCUGCUUUUACUGGCCAAACUUUAGAGAUGGUGCAACAGUAUACCGAGCGGGAUCGCUUCUUUUCGGCCUCUGAGGCAUUGGAAUUCGGACUCAUUGAUGGGGUCUUGGAAACAGAAUACUGAUGGCAGCUCAUCUUGCGAGGAAGAUUAAAAUAGCGUGAAGUUGAUGAAUCCCUCCUUGGUUACUUCUGCCUCAUAUCAAAUUAAUUUGCAAUUGAGGUGCAAGAUUAAAGCAGAAGAUUAUUAUUGUUAUAUAAGUGGAAAAUGAUUUGAUUAGAGGAACACUGAAGCAUGAAAUUUGGUUUUUUUUUUGUAUCCUAUUUGUUUGGAUUCUCAAGUGUGCUUUUCGUAUUCCUGUUUGUUUUUUCCAUCCUUUUUCAUUCUAAAGC